GAAGUGCCGUUAGAUGAAACGAAUGCAGAUACUCACAAUGGCCGGGCUCUAAAUUCUGAGAGCGUAUGUGGAGGCAGUUUUGAGCCCGGGUUAGAACAGGCUGGGAAAGGUGUUAAAAAUAAGCCUAAUGUAUCGUCUUUUAAUCUAAAUUCAAGUACUGAGAAUGUCCUGGGUGGAUUGGAUAUGAUUUCAGGCCGUUUGGAACGAAGAUUGACAGGAAUCAACAUCUUCCUGCUACUUCAAAAAGGUCUAGACGGCACACAAAACAGGCUGAAGGUCGAUUCAAGUGAUACUGUGACAAGAAAUAAUAUCAGAAAACGCUUUUGUAGAUUGAAAUCUAACUUAGACUUGCCUGGGUCUGGAAAAGAAAAUCCGAACCUCAUAACUGACACAAGUGUAGAAAAUUCGAAAAACAUUGGGAAUGCAGCCAAAGGCGAUCGUGCAGGCGGUCUUCACCAGCGCCAAACAUCUCAUCAACCCUUUCGCCAUCUCUGUAGAAAUGGAAGGUCGGCGUGCAACGAAUGUGUUGAUUUUGAUUUGCUGAAAGAUUUCUGUGAGAUUGUCAUCACUCUCUGCAGAGAUAAGGUUACCUGA
This is a messenger RNA of Striga asiatica, 594 nucleotides long. Lineage: Eukaryota; Viridiplantae; Streptophyta; Magnoliopsida; Lamiales; Orobanchaceae. The record is from the annotation of a GenBank genome assembly.